Molecule: messenger RNA, 566 nt
Organism: Drosophila novamexicana
Lineage: Eukaryota; Metazoa; Arthropoda; Insecta; Diptera; Drosophilidae
Gene: RpS27A
Product: ubiquitin-40S ribosomal protein S27a
Exons: 2
Coding region: 20-490 (156 amino acids)
Biological process (GO): protein ubiquitination; modification-dependent protein catabolic process; translation
Cellular component (GO): ribosome; cytoplasm; nucleus
Molecular function (GO): ubiquitin protein ligase binding; protein tag activity; structural constituent of ribosome
Source: RefSeq, a predicted model, not a curated record
UUGGCCCCGGGAGUGUACGAUGCAAAUUUUUGUAAAAACCCUCACGGGUAAGACCAUCACUCUUGAGGUCGAACCGUCGGAUACCAUCGAGAAUGUUAAAGCCAAGAUCCAGGACAAAGAAGGAAUUCCUCCAGAUCAGCAGCGUUUGAUUUUCGCUGGCAAGCAGCUGGAAGAUGGUCGCACCCUUUCUGACUACAAUAUCCAGAAAGAGUCCACUUUGCAUUUGGUGCUCCGCCUGCGUGGUGGCGCCAAGAAACGCAAGAAGAAGAACUACUCGACUCCCAAGAAAAUUAAGCACAAGAGGAAGAAGGUCAAGCUAGCUGUCUUGAAAUACUACAAGGUUGACGAGAACGGUAAGAUCCAUCGUUUGAGACGCGAGUGCCCUGGCGAGAACUGUGGUGCUGGUGUCUUCAUGGCUGCUCACGAGGAUCGUCAUUACUGUGGCAAAUGUAACUUGACUUUUGUGUUUAGUAAGCCAGAAGAAAAGUAAGUGCCGGCGCUUUAGAUCAGGCAAUUAUUUCUACUGUAAUUAAAUGAAAUAAAUAUGAACUAAAACAAGCCUGAAA